Molecule: messenger RNA, 600 nt
Organism: Macrosiphum euphorbiae (potato aphid)
Lineage: Eukaryota; Metazoa; Arthropoda; Insecta; Hemiptera; Aphididae
Source: the annotation of a GenBank genome assembly
AUGAAUAUCUCAACUGAAAUUGAACUUGGACUGAAACGGUUGUGUAACCCAGCACUGAUAAACGACAAAUGUUUCCAAACAUUACUACAAAAAGCUGAAAAGAUACUGGGAACAUUGUUAGAUGAUACUUCGGAACAGACAUUUGACAAUGAGUCUACCACAUGCAUAACGUCUAAACAAGAUAUUGCUAAAGAAGCAUAUGCUUCAUUGAUAACUUUAUUUACAAUUUCUAAUCGACAUUGCCUAGACGGAAAGUCAUUGAAUCAAAACCUACAAACAAUAGUUUUGGCUAAUACUGAUCGUUUACCAGAGAUCAUUAAAACCUAUGAAUCUGUUAGACCACGUCUUUUGGAAGUUUCAAAGAUUACCACUACAUCUUUGGCUAAUGUGGUUGAUGUUGAAUGCCGCCUCGAUUACUGUGUACAAUCUAGUGUUUUUGAUGACGUAUCAGAAUUCUUAUACAAAGUGCGGCUGAAGACAAUAGACAAUGGUACAAUAAAAUUCAUUGACUUCGUCUGCAGUACACAGGAACUUCAAGAACUAGUUUUUAAGCUAAAGGAUGCAGUUCGGCAUUUAGAAAAAAUUGCUUCAACCAGUUAA